GUCAGAUGGUCAGAUGGUCAAAUCUCAGGAGAGCAGCAGAGAGGUGCGGGAAGAAUGAACAACACGAGAGGAGCAAGAAGACCUUGGAGCAUCUGGGGAACGAUGGUAGUGUCGACAAGAAUGGCCGUUGUUGUUCUUCUCAUGGCUGAUGUGAACAACGCUCUCUCGACUACGUGCAGCCCAGGAACUGUAGCGAACACAGCGACAGCUUGCACACGUCUCUGUGUGAGUCAGCAGGGCCCCAGGCCCAGGCGGUGGUCGAGCUCUGGUCGCCAUGGAAACGAGCGUGCACGUGUCAUGUCACUUGGGUUGUUCGGGUUGGGCGGGGGGGGGAGCGACUGGAAGUCCCGCGAUGGCAGUCCUGCGGUAUCGAAGGCGGAGCGAGCAGUCAACAGCAAUGCCGUGUUCAAAAGGCGUGUGUCACAGUACGCUCAAGGAGCAAUCACGGCAGGUGACCUCGUUCGGUCCCUUGAGCGGGAAGUGGUAGUAUUGAUUCCCGGUUGCGAUCUGGAGGAUGCCGUCGCGGCAGCUCUCGAGGCCACGCCGGACAUGCGCAAGCGGGACCUCCUCUCCAAGGCUAGCGGAGGGAGAGCUAUUGGGCCCGGUGGUUCCACCCGGCGUUUGGGGGCAUCGCGUGGUGGGAGGCCAGACGUUACCGUAGAAGGUGGGCGAGGACAGCAGUAUCUCAUGAGCCAAGGUGGUGCGAGGAUCAGCAGCGGGAAGAGCUCCAUUUUCAACGGGGUGGAGGUGGGAAAGGAGGGCACACCCUUGAAGAUCAAGGUUACGACGCGGUCCAACGUGGCCUUGGUCGCGGCGGAAGUGUCAAACUUGGAGCAGAUCCGUGCACGAAACGGGGCCGGGGCUUUCUCGAAGCAUUUCGUGGGGUUUGAGGAGAAUAUCGACAACUACAACGGCCGGGGAGACUUUGCGAUGGUGAUGCGGGCGGGGAGCACCGACCUUCGCAAGCUGGCAGAAGUCAACGGGGGGGGGCUGUCCCAAAACAAGCUGAGGAAGUACGGCGCAGCCAUGGCCAGCGCCAUGCGAUGUGUUCACAAGGCCGGCCUGGUGUGGACCGACCUCAAGGUGGACAACUUUGUUUUGUGCGAGCGAGAUGAGGCGAAGGCGAUAGACUUGGAGGGUGCCGUGCCAGCGCGUUCAGGGCCCAAGAGCUAUACUCCUGCUACAAUGCCUCCAGACUUUGUCAUCGCAUCCCGGGGUGGGUUCGCUGGUGUGACAGUUGAUCGUAGUUUCGACGUUUGGAGCCUGGGUAUGGCUGUACUGCACUUGUACAUGGGACGGAGCUACUUUCAGGGUAGCAGUGACCCCCAGACCAUCGCCGCGGUCGGACAGCCGCAGUUUACCGUGGAUCUGUCGGGGGUGACGGAUGGCCGUACGAGAGGACUGCUGGAGGGUCUGCUCAACCCAGAUCCCAAGAAACGACUACAAUAUUUUGACUCCGUUAGCUGUCGAUUAGCUCUGUUGUAAUUUGUAUGUGUGCAUCGACCCCCUGGGACCCGUGUCACUUGCUCGUCUUCUUGGGGACGAACAGGGGUUGGAGAGCACUCAGCAUGCCUUGUUCGGGUGAAAAUCACCCUGCGAUAGCAUCUACUUUUCAUUGUGUCAUUGUGAGGCUGGUGUACAUUUUGCGGCCGCGGUUCAACACUCUCGACGAGGAGCAGCGUGGCUCCGUGGAGAGGUGAAGAUUAGGGCAGAGGACCUUACAAGGGUUACAGGGUUCAUCCACCAGCCGACUCGGGCAAAAAAAAGUCAAUUGCUAUUGACUGAGUCUCAACGCAACGGGAUGCAGCGCGAGACAAGUGGAGCAUGUUUCGA
This is a messenger RNA of Ectocarpus sp. CCAP 1310/34, 1833 nucleotides long. The record is from the annotation of a GenBank genome assembly. Lineage: Eukaryota; Phaeophyceae; Ectocarpales; Ectocarpaceae.